ACUCUAACUACAACUAUAGAAAUAGAAUACCCACAGUUUUUCCGUCUCUCUCUCUCUCUCUCUCAAUUUCUUCCGAGGCAAGCGAAGCAGCAUCUUUAUCCUUCAGAUCUAAAUCUCGAUUAAUCAACUGCAGCUUAAAAUAUGUCAGAAGAGUUGGAGUAUCGGUGCUUUAUUGGUGGCCUUUCAUGGUCAACAUCUGACAGAGCUCUAAAGGAUGCAUUUGAAAAGUUUGGAAAGCUUCUUGAAGCAAAGGUUGUUGUUGACAAGUUCUCUGGGCGAUCUCGUGGAUUUGGGUUUGUCACUUUUGAUGACAAGAAAGCAAUGGAAGAAGCAAUUGAGGAAAUGAAUGGAAUGGAUUUAGAUGGGCGAACUAUUACUGUUGAUAAAGCUCAGCCUCACCAAGGUUCAGGUAGAGAUUAUGAUGGUGACCGUAACCGUGACCGGGGGCGUGAUCGUGACCGUAACCGUGACUAUGGAGGUGGACGUGGUUCUAAUGGUGGAGAGUGCUUUAAGUGUGGGAAGCCUGGACAUUUUGCUAGGGAGUGUCCAAGUGAAGGGGCAAGAGGGGGCAGGUAUGGUGGCAGGGAUGAUAGGUCUGGUGGUAGUGGUGGUGGCGGGGCUGGCCGUUAUGGUCCCGAUCGAAACGGAGAUCGACUUGGUGGGCGCAACAGGGACUCUGGUAGUCGUGGAGGUUCUGGAGCUGAUCGGUAUAGUCGUGACCGUUCUGGACCUUAUGAACGUCGUAGCACAGGAGGUUUUCGUUCCGGAUAGAGUGACCGCUUCUCAUUGUGCUUUGGAACCGGAGGUGCUGCAGUUACCGUCUUAAAAGCGUCCAAGUUUCAUUUUGCUGGAUUCUUACUUAGGAAAAUUGUUUGGGUGGAUCAAUCCAGUCUAUCAGUAGUUUGAAGUGCAAAAAUUGGCAUGAUACUUGACCUGUUUUGUGUUCCAAAAAUGCUCAUUUCGAUGUUUUGGUCUGAUGGGAUAUUAUGCUUGCUUGACAUGGACUUUCAAAAUUGGUCUUGUAGUCUGUGAAUGCCAUUAUUGCUGCUGGA
This is a messenger RNA of Corylus avellana, 1052 nucleotides long. RefSeq names its product RNA-binding (RRM/RBD/RNP motifs) family protein with retrovirus zinc finger-like domain-containing protein (gene ATRZ-1A). Gene Ontology annotation, molecular function: RNA binding; zinc ion binding. The record is from RefSeq and is a predicted model, not a curated record. Lineage: Eukaryota; Viridiplantae; Streptophyta; Magnoliopsida; Fagales; Betulaceae.